AGUUAGCACAAGCUAACGUGUGUUAGCUCAGCUCGGAAGUUAGCGGCGUCGAAGCUCAGGAAGGAUUAAGUGGUUUCGUUUAGUUUACUGAUAAAUGGACAGAGUGGACGUGAAGCUGCUGUUAAAACGAUGUUGAGGCAUGGACUUCCUCACACUCUUUGCCAUUUAUGUCGUGGUGGUGCUGACAUGCAUCGUCCUGCUCUGCAAAUACUCAAACCAGCAGCAAACACCUUUUAACGUCAUAUUUAACUCUGUUGUAAAGGUGGUUGCACCGUUUACUCCAAAAUGGGUCCAGAGGUUCUCAAAGUGGACUCUGCACAGAUUGUUUCACCAAAGGAACAACAUGUUCAUCUACCUGCACAUCGCGCUGGAGGGAGCCGUGUACGCAGAGUUCACCUAUGAAGUGUUUGGUUACUGUCGGCAGAUGGACAUCACUCUGACCAGCCUGUCGGUGCCUUAUGUCCUGCUGGCUAUCAAAACUUUCUUCUUCUACCUCUGCAUCAACAGAGAUCCAGGCACAGUGGUGAAAAAGAGGGCCACCAACCAGCUGCAGAUUUACCCUUAUGACAGGAGACUGUUCCACCCAGGGGUCACCUGUCCAACCUGCCAGCUCGUCAAACCGGCCCGCUCCAAACACUGUUGGCUUUGCAACAGAUGUGUUCAGCGUUUCGACCAUCACUGUGUCUGGGUGAACAACUGCAUUGGCGCUCAGAAUACACGUUACUUCCUGCUUUACCUCCUCAGCGUGUGUGCCAUGGCGGGUGACAUCGCCGUGCUAAUAGCAGACAUGUUUCUUCACGCUGUACUACGAUCAGGGCUUCUGAGGGCCAGUUACAUAGACGAGCACGGCCAGCAGCAGCUGGCGGGGCCUCUGUUUGUCGUACAGCAUCUGUUCCUGGCUUUUCCCCGAAUUGUUUUCAUGCUGGGUUUUGUAGUCUUUGUCUUUUUCCUGCUGGCGGGUUAUACCCUGUUUCACUUCUACCUGGCGUUAGUCAACCAGACCUCCAAUGAAUGGUACAAGAGUCGCGGUUACAUUUGCCAGCACUGCAACCCGGCCGCUACGGUUGACCAUCUUUGUAGCCCAGCAGCACCAGACCAGUCCAAAAGACGCUACUACAGCAGAGGACUAGUCCAAAACCUCAGAGAAAUUUUCUUUCCUCUGCAGCCUGUUCAGAAAAAAGACAACUAAAGGAACUAUGAUGUUUGACAACAUGUACGUCAGCCAGAUUAACUGUCUGUGAAAACAUCUGGCAGUGGGAGAAAUGCACUUCCUGUCAGCCACCGAGAGGUUAAAAGACAGGACCA
This is a messenger RNA of Thalassophryne amazonica, 1305 nucleotides long. It is a transcript of the gene zdhhc4, whose product is annotated as zinc finger DHHC-type palmitoyltransferase 4. Gene Ontology annotation, molecular function: protein-cysteine S-palmitoyltransferase activity. Gene Ontology annotation, cellular component: endoplasmic reticulum; Golgi apparatus. The transcript has 7 exons. The record is from RefSeq and is a predicted model, not a curated record. Gene Ontology annotation, biological process: peptidyl-L-cysteine S-palmitoylation; protein targeting to membrane. NCBI's taxonomy places the organism in Eukaryota, Metazoa, Chordata, Actinopteri, Batrachoidiformes, Batrachoididae. The coding region runs from base 140 to 1189 and encodes 349 amino acids.